Messenger RNA from Dimorphilus gyrociliatus, 3966 nucleotides. NCBI's taxonomy places the organism in Eukaryota, Metazoa, Annelida, Polychaeta, Dinophilidae. The record is from the annotation of a GenBank genome assembly.
AUAAUAACCUUUCAUGAGUCAUUUUCAAGAAUGAACGUAGAAGGAAAAGGACAUGUUACAUUAAAAUCAUCUGAUAUGGCUUUGUUUGGUGAAGAAAUAGCAAAAUAUAUAUUAGUUAAUCCUGAUUGUACAACAAAUAAACCUUAUUUUGAAGAAUUAAUCGAAAAAUUUGCCGAGGAUCCUGAUUUCGUCCAAAAUCAAAUACGUCAUCAGCUUGGUUGGUUUUAAUAUGACUACAUUUAUAACGACUUUGUUUUCGAAGAUGUCUUUUAAUUCUGCCAAUUCUUUGUUACCUAUGAAUUCAAAAUCACGAAAGUUUCGGAGCUACGACAGACUCGAUAGCUCGGGAAUGGAAAUUGAAAAUAAACAUAAAAACGUAUUGCGAAAAACAACUUCCGAUUCAGGUGCCAGCUUUAUCUCUUUUCAGCAUGGUAAUAGCGUUAUGGCUAACAAAGCUCCUGAAAAAUUACACAAAUCAUCCCUUCACCCAUCAACAUCCUGCCCAUCGUUUACGUUGGUUUGUAACGUCAAUGUGAACUCUUCUUCGCCCGAUAGCGAAGACCCAGAAGUUGAUACCCUGAAUCAUCAAAAUAUAACUUUCACCAAGAAAAAACGUAAAAAACGUCCCAGUAAACGAAAGAGAUUAAAAUUGAGACUGACUAAACUGAGAGAAAAUAGUAUAAAAAAGUGUCCAACGAAAGAUAAAUUUUGUUCGGAAAGUAUGAAUAAACUUGUUCAUGAUUUUUGCGUCAGGGCUGGGGAUGAUUGCAACGAUGACGAAGACUGGAGUGAAUUUGAAGAUGGCGAAGCCUUCGAUGAAUUAAACGAUGACGAUGACCUAGACAGUUCGGAAUUUAAUCAAAUUCCAACUAAAACAAGAAGAGUUAGAUUCCCCUCCGGUGAUAAAAUUCAUGUUAUCCACGAAAUUGAAGAUUUCAGUGACAAAUUUAACUGGCACUUUGUGGAUAAACAACGUUUCAAAAAUAGAAUUGAGUCUUGUACUCCUAUAAUAAGUCCCUGUCUAGCUAUUGAGCACAGGAGAAAAAUGUAUAAAAAGUUAUUUGGUGCAGAUUUAAAGUAAAAGUUUUGUAUUGUAUUCUAACUUAUUACUAAUAUUAUUAUUACUGCUAUUAUUAAUAAAAUUAAUGUAAAAACGUUAACAGUUUUCUUGUUUCAAGAUGAAUCUAUUAUCUAUUUUAAAAAAAUUUAUUGCUCUUUUGUUUUAUCAGUGACUGUUCACGUUACGACAACGUGAUGUUCAUUGGUGACACUUGGCGACUUAGUUAAUUGGCGUUCUAUUUUUCGAGCGGCCUCUCUUUUCUUUAUCUUUUUCAACGUUGAAACGAGAAGUGGAACCGAUGCAUUCAUACUCAGACGACGCCACUUUUCUAAACAUUUGACUGUUAGAAUCUUGAAUCCACCAUCUAAACGCCUAUUACUUAGGUCAAUCACCUCUAGAUCUUGUGAUCUUGAUCUAUAAUCUCUAGGCGGUGCGAAUGGUAGCUUAUGAUAAAGCCAAACCCAAUCUUUACCAACAUCUUCCGAUGCCAAUUUAAAUGCCUCUUCCAAUUCGUCCUUUUCGUGAGUCAGCAUGCCUGGCGUGUAUCCAUAGUGAUAGAUCUUUUUUACUGUGUCCGAAUGUAAUUUUAAUUCUCGAAUACGCUUUAGGAUGGUUACUCUAUUAGAGUGUAAUUGAAUAUCUGCGAGAACCAAUUCCAUAUCCUGAUUUUGUCUUUCUAACUGUCCAGCGGCUAUUUCCUGAGAUUUAAAAGCGGUAUCUAGUUCUGAUCUUAAUCUUAAAAUAUCCCUAUCAAUUCUAUCUUGUUCCGCUUGAAGAGUUGUUAUUUGAGUAUCAAUAACUUCACCUUUUCCGUCUAAUCUUCUGAUUUCAUCUUUUAAAUUUUCCGUUGUAGAAGAUAAAUAAUUAAAAACUGUCGGCGAAUUUUCUUUUCUCGUUUGCAUUUUAUGGCGACAUUUCUCCAAAUCUCUCCAUUUAUUAUCCCUGUCGCGAGCCACAUUAUUCCUGUGUUCUCGAGCAUCUAAUUCCCUCCUCUUAAAGUAACGUUUCUCGUCCCUAGCUUCUGUUAGAAAUCUCUCAACUUUAGACGCCUGCAGCGACUUCCUUUUCGAUUUCAGCUCCAGACGAUCUCGUUCAGCUUCAAGAGCUUUUAGGACAUCUCUCAACUCCAAUUUCUUUUUAUUAUACAUGUUUAUUUCUUGUUGAAUUUUCCUCGUAUAAGUCGCAUCCGAGGUGACCCAUCUUUUCAUUGGUUCGCAAACCCUUCUUAAGCGUUCGACUAUUUCCUUCAUUAGAUCAUAAACUCGAUCAUAGUUAUUGAUAUAUUUCGUAAUGGGACCAGGAGCACCAUAUGUAUCCAUCUCAUCAAGUGUAGAAUCGAGUUCUUGGAAUCUUUCUCUUAUAUCACUAUCCCAUUGAGAAAUUUUUCUUUCUUGUUCGUCUAUAGGCUUUAGGUCAUAGCCCUCUGCUUCUUGAUAAAAGCUUAAACAGUAAGGUUUCAAUUGGUGAGUGUAGGCGUCGUAUAAGUCAUUUUUCAGCGAAAAACUAAUAUAUUCAUAUACCCUCCCCCUCUCGCACAUAGUUCGUAAUUGACCAUACUCUUUUGUUUCAACCCUUGAUUUUGAUUGUAACGGUUCGAAGUCUUUAUAGUCUUCUAACUCUGAUAGUUUCUUUCCUGAAUUUGAUGCAAUCUUCUCCAUACUAUCCAGCCAUUUUUCGGUAUCAGGCGGUGGCCCACUUAAAUAUCUUUCCGAAAAUAUAUGGCACUCCUUUUCAACAUUAUAAAUAGCUCUCAUUAUCCUAGCUCGAACUACCUCCAGGGAAACAGGUAUAUAUUCGGCCCUCCUCCGUCUACUUGUAUUGGGAGAAUCCAAUGACGAUGAGCUCAUCUUGAAUUUCGAUCUGCGAAUGAAGCGGCGAUGAGUGAAAACAGAAUUUAGUGAUCGGCAUUGUUUUGAAUUCAUGCUGUCUCUCUAUCUAGAUAGCUUAAGUGAGUGACGAAAAUUAUUGAAUAGAUCAACAGGGCAACGUGCAAUAUUCGUUUAUAUUCUAGUCCGUUCAAUACCCGAAAGAAUGUAUUUAUUUUCUAUUUAUUACCAUAAUUCAACAUUAUGUUCUAUAAGGGCGUUUCAUCGAAACUGAAUGAAUCUUCAUAAAUGUUUUCUUCCGAUUCAAAGACUUUAAAUGGCCUUAAGAAAACGGCAGUUUUCGAUUGUGAUACAAGUCAAAUCCGUUAUUAUUGGAUUGCUUUUGGAAGUACUGUCAUAAGUCGGUUGUAAAUAGGACGCGGGAACCCAAGCUGGUUUGUCGUCACUUUCAUCGAUAAUUUGAACAAGCCACCACCCAUUACUACUUUUCUGUACCACAUCUACUAUCUGACCACACUUUAGGGUCUUCUCGUCUUUAGAUUCCUUAGUAUAAUCAGCUAUUACUUCGUACGACGAACAAUGAAUUGGCGGCGAUACGGACAAGUAAACACCGUCUCUAUUAUGUUGUCUACCAUUUAAAAGCGAUAGUAAACUAAAAGACUUUUUUUUCUUUUGCAGAACUCUUUCUCCAUUGAAAAACUUAAGGUCUUUGGCAUUUAUUGUGAAAAAUUUUGAUACUUGGUCGUUAAUUUCUAAGAGUCUUAAAUCCAUUAGAUUUUUAGAAUAUUUUUCCAACUUUUUACUUCUCUCUUCCGCAAACUUUCUUGUUUCCAUUCUUCUAAAUAAUUUUUUACCUUUUAAGAAAAAAAAAACUAUAAAUUUUAAAGCCAGAGUGAUUGAUGUAAAAACAGUUUUUGUUCCAUGAAUAAUUGAGAACGUUCUUUUUUGUAACCUGGUAAGAAUGGAAGUGUACGUUGUCCUUUUUUAGGGAAAAGCACUUUCAGAUUUAACUGUAUUAUAGAAGAAAACGUGAUUUUAAAAAGUUAUUAACGAACAGUAUUUUUAAUUUUAUUUGAAGGA